UUCGCACACCAACCAAUGAACAAGACCGGAAAUGUAGCAAUUUUCUCGCCGCAAAGAAUUUUGGGAUAUCACCGGAAGCAGUGGCUAGGUUUUCGAAGUGUCCUUGCGCACUCACCUCGAAAUAAACACGUUUGCCAAAAUGUACAAGCAACUUAUGGGUCUUCAGCAGCUGUCCAGGCGGACUAUCUCCAGUAGUGCCCGCAGACAGGUGGACAACAUGGUCAAAGAGAAGCAGAAGCUCUUCCAGGCAGAUAACGGGAUUCCAGUCCAUCUGAAGGGAGGAGCCAAGGAUGCUAUUCUGUACAGGCUAACAAUGGCCCUUACAGUCUUUGGAAGUGGAUUUGUCGUGUAUGAACUCCUCAAUGCAGCCAUGCCCAAGAAGGCAUGAGUGCCCUUGUCCAUCCCUACAUUAAUGUUCUCUGUUGUGCAGAUGUAUGAUCUGGGAGAUUAUUUGUCCUGUCAAUAAUGCCAAUAUGUUUCAUGCCUGGGAUCAAUAUUUAUUGAUUGUACAAUUAAUGUACCAUAGAUAAUAAAACUACAAUACGAAGUCA
Messenger RNA from Oncorhynchus gorbuscha (pink salmon), 551 nucleotides. Its product is annotated as cytochrome c oxidase subunit 7A2, mitochondrial-like. The record is from RefSeq and is a predicted model, not a curated record. The coding region runs from base 140 to 388 and encodes 82 amino acids. NCBI's taxonomy places the organism in Eukaryota, Metazoa, Chordata, Actinopteri, Salmoniformes, Salmonidae. The transcript has 4 exons. Gene Ontology annotation, biological process: regulation of oxidative phosphorylation; mitochondrial electron transport, cytochrome c to oxygen; mitochondrial respirasome assembly.